UGAGCCAGGCUGCUGGCGCCCAGCCCUGUGAGGAAGGGGGGAGCAGAGGAUUCGGGCAAGCGGACGGGGUUGUUCCUCGGGCUGAGCUGAGCGCACCGAGCCGAGAACCCGUGCGCCCCGCCCUGCGCCGCGCCCCUAGACCUCCCGGUUAUCCGCAGCCACCGAGCCUCCCCGCCGCCUCCGCAAACCCAGGCUCGGUACCCAGGCAACGGCAGCGGCAGCCAGGUGGCCCGUGUCAGAGACUACCGGCAAUGAUACCUUGUUCCUCAUCCCUGAAUCAUCGUCUUUGAAAUUAUAAGACAUGGAGGAUGAAGAUAAGACAGCUGGAUGUCAGGACUCAAAGCCAUGCACUGGGACCUGUCACACAGCUUCUGAGCAUCAAGGACCACAGGAAGAGAGAGUCACGAACCUCAAAGAGGUAUAUGGGAAUGAGCCAACAGAAGACAGUAACCUGCUGAACAGUGGUGAGAAAAAGCCCCCGGAACUGGCAACAGAAUCUGGUCACUUUCAGAGUCUGAGACGAACCCUGGCUUGCCCUCCACAUGGCUCACUAGGCAAAGUGAUAACAAACGGUACCAUGGUUGUUCUUCUAUGGGCUGUGGUUUGGUCAGUUACCGGCCCUGAGUGUCUUCCUGGAGGAAAUCUGUUUGGAAUCCUAAUCCUGUUAUAUUGUGCUGUUGUCGGUGGUAAAGUUUUUGGACUCAUUAGAUUACCGACAUUGCCUCCUCUGCCUCCUCUUCUUGGGAUGCUGCUUGCUGGGUUUCUCUUGAGGAAUGUCCCAGUCAUCAGUGAAAAUGUCCAGAUCCAGCACAAGUGGUCCUCUUCUUUGAGAAGCAUGGCCCUUUCUGUCAUUUUGGUUCGUGCUGGCCUUGGUCUGGACCCAAAGGCGCUGAAGAAACUGAAGGGGGUGUGCGUGCGCCUGGCCAUGGGUCCCUGCAUCGUGGAGGCGUGCACUUCUGCCCUUCUCGCACACUUCCUGAUGGGUUUGCCUUGGCAGUGGGGCUUCAUACUGGGUUUUGUUGUAGGUGCUGUGUCUCCAGCCGUCGUGGUGCCUUCCAUGCUCCUUUUGCAAGAAGGAGGCUACGGGAUUCAAAAGGGCAUCCCAACUUUGCUCAUGGCCGCUGGCAGCUUUGAUGACAUUUUGGCCAUCACUGGCUUCAACACAUGUCUGGGUGUGGCCUUUUCCACAGAGUCUACAGUUUUUAACAUCUUCAGGGGCAUUUUGGAGGUCGUAAUUGGAAUAGCUACUGGAUCUUUUCUUGGGUUUUUUAUACAAUUCUUUCCAAGCAGUGACCAGGACAACCUUGCGUGGAAGCGAGCCUUUUUGGUCCUGGGCUUUGCUGUGUUAGCUGUGUUCAGCAGUGUGUAUUUUGGCUUCCCAGGGUCAGGAGGACUAUGUACAUUGGUCAUGGCCUUCCUUGCAGGCCUGAGAUGGAGUGACAAGAAGUCAGAGGUGGAGAAGAUGAUUGCAGUCACCUGGGACGUUUUCCAGCCCCUUCUGUUCGGCCUGAUUGGAGCCGAGGUAUCUAUUGCAUCUCUCAGACCAGAAACUGUUGGUCUUUGUGUUGCAACCCUCGGCAUUGCCGUAUUGAUACGAAUUUUGACUACAUUCCUGAUGGUGUGUUUUGCUGGUUUUAACAUAAAGGAAAAGAUCUUUAUUUCUUUUGCAUGGCUUCCAAAGGCCACAGUUCAGGCUGCCAUUGGGUCUGUGGCCCUGGACACGGCGCGAGUUCACGGAGAGAAGCAGUUAGAAGCCUAUGGAAUGGAUGUGUUGACGGUGGCCUUCUUGGCCAUCCUCAUCACAGCACCAAUUGGAAGCCUACUGAUUGGUUUGCUGGGCCCCAGACUUCUUCAGAAGUUUGAACAGCAAAAUGAAGAAGUUGUUCCAGGAGAGACUUCUGCACACGUUCAGAGGAAGCCUGGGGACUCCAUUACAGAAGCAUGAUGGACCACGUUUACCAUCCCAACCCAACGGUUUCACCUUCAACCAGGACAACUAGAGUUCCAUUUGCUUCAGAUGAAAAGUUCUCCAUGAGAUUUCAUAAGCAAAAGAUUAAAAACUUUUAUACUGUUAACAGUACCUCGGGUAUUUGCUUCCUAAAAGAGAGGGGAGGAUGGGCUACUUUAGCAAAUGAGAGAAAGUAAUUUU
Messenger RNA from Microtus oregoni (creeping vole), 2149 nucleotides. RefSeq names its product solute carrier family 9 member B2 (gene Slc9b2). The coding region runs from base 302 to 1945 and encodes 547 amino acids. The record is from RefSeq and is a predicted model, not a curated record. NCBI's taxonomy places the organism in Eukaryota, Metazoa, Chordata, Mammalia, Rodentia, Cricetidae. Gene Ontology annotation, biological process: proton transmembrane transport. Gene Ontology annotation, molecular function: antiporter activity. The transcript has 13 exons. Gene Ontology annotation, cellular component: membrane.